Molecule: messenger RNA, 2892 nt
Organism: Didymella exigua CBS 183.55
Lineage: Eukaryota; Fungi; Ascomycota; Dothideomycetes; Pleosporales; Didymellaceae
Exons: 1
Coding region: 407-2683 (758 amino acids)
Biological process (GO): regulation of DNA-templated transcription
Molecular function (GO): DNA-binding transcription factor activity, RNA polymerase II-specific; zinc ion binding
Source: RefSeq, a predicted model, not a curated record
GACGCCCUUGCCCAUCCUAGCUUCGUCACAAAAGGUUUCCAAGCGAAGUUUUCUUACACGGGGAAUAUACUAAUUGACGAAUGACGGCCAGCAACGUGAUAACGCUGCGCGAGCCUACUCGUUCGCAGGUCCUGCAGCCAUAAUAGUAAGGCAGACAGGUCCUUGUCAGCCGCACGACUUGCAGCAUGCAGAUGGCGACGCGGACGAUGUCUAUAACAACACAGCCGGUCGCACAGAUUCUUGCCAUCGCUGCCUGACAACCACUUCCUCUCUGUCCGGACUCUGAUCUACUUCACAGUAUAAUUGUGUCCUUCUAUGAUCCCUCUUCGCGAGGGUAGACCUGUUCAACAACUCACCAGAGUUCCCCGCAACCCGAUCGACCCUUCAGAGCAGCUUGUACACUGCAAUGACCAUGUCAUACAACUACGCAAGCACGCCUCUUGAGGAAUGGCAGGACUUCGUCCUCUGGGACGAGGACUGCUACAGCAGCGCAACAGCCAACCGAUGCAGCACCCAUCUCGUUUACCUUGGGACUGACGUGUCUGGCACCGAAUCACCCUAUGCCACAUCGGCACCUCCUUCCAACUAUGAUGGGCCUUCAUCUUACGAUUACAAUGUCUCGGCACCGCCGUCGAUCAUUGGAGAAUCUUCAUCAUAUGGCCAGUUCUACGGCACUUCACCAACGAUCUCCUCCACUGCUACAUCUCCACUGGUGGGCCGAGACGAUGGCCGGUACUUUGGAUCUUUCGGAGCUUGUGACAAAUUUCUAUCACCUCUGAGGGAGACCAACGAGUCGCCACUCAUAGAUACCACCCGCGAGCGAAUCAUCGAUUCUACCAGCUCUCUGGCCAUGACAGCAGGUCAAGUCUUUACUCCGCACCUAGCGAUCUCGAACCAGGCAUUCAGUGGACGAGAUAUGGUCGCGUCUCAGAUUCUCACUUCCAACACAGGCACAUGGGCUGAGCCGUCAUUUGUCGACGAAUCGAUCGCGGAAGGGGAUGAGAAUAGUAGCUCGAUUCUGACAGCACCUAUUCCAAUAAUAAGGGCCCAAACUAUGAGCUUGAACGGCUCCUUCGACUCCUACGAUCCCUUGCGACACUCACUCGAUAACCGAACUAGAGCCAUCACCAUCCCGCAACCAAGUGGAACCCGCAGCGCCGGAGCCGCACGCUCUCGAUUCGCACCGCCCAUGCUAUCUACCUCCCCUGUUCAACGUCGACCACGCAGCAGCACUCUUUCGAGGAGCAGCUCACGCGCUGAGUACCGCAAAAACCGGACAUCUCCAUCGCCGACAUCUGCACAAUCUUUCGGCUUUGUAACUAUGCAGAUGGACAGCCAGUCCGGCCGAAUGGCAGCAUCCACCACUCCUGAGGGCCCCCAUACGCGAGUUGCCAAAGGCCGCAAGAAGAGCCUUGAUCCAAAGCAACGAAGUGAUGCAGCUCUCAUGCGUAUCAUUGGCUCUUGCUCUAAUUGCAAGAAACGUAAAGAGAAGUGCGACCCUGGCACGCCUUGCAAAUCCUGCCUCAAGCACUACAAAGGCGAUCUAGUCAACAAUCCGUGCCGCAACCAUGCACUAGCGCAUCUUUCCGAGGCCUUUCUGUCCAGCAAGCAUGGCUGGCAUCCCACAAACCGGACACUCCAGGACUGCAUGCGCACAGACAAGCUCACGAUAUCGACCGACAUCACGUAUAAGAUCCCUUUGCACUUCGGCUUUGGUCUGCCGAUGUCUCUGGAAGUCCAUCCGGUCCUUCUCAACAAUCAGCAGUCGUGUGUACACGAGCACUUGGUGUACUCUUGGCCGCCUUCGUCAUCUCCCCCUGCAACUCUCCCUCAGCCCGUUCUUCCCGCUCUUCUCACGUCAUCCAUGCUUUCGAGUCUGGAACAGAGCAUCAACGUGCACCUCGAACAUCUGGUAAUGUCAGAGUUCAAAGCCUUCCCACCCUACUGCUCACCCUUUCGGAUUCUUCACAGGACUUAUGUAUUCUUCCGGUCUUUGACGAAGGGCUCCGAGCCAGCACACCUUCUGCUGCAAGCUCUCAAAUUGCUCGUGCUCGUCCACGUGGGUGGUGACAUCACUUUACCCAAACAAUCCGAGAACGAUUCCUUGAGACAACUUGUACGAUGCACCAUGAACGUACCCGAACACUACCAACCGUCACCCUGCCUCAUCCGCGCACAAUUCGGCGCCAUCAUGCCUCUGCUGGCUGGAAAGCUGAUGAAGGAAGUGCUCUCUACCCUCGAACGCAUCCUUCUUAGCCGCAAUGGCGACCACUGGCCCAUCGCUCUCGCAACACUCAUCGUGGUACUGAUGACUGUCGAGUCUAUCCACUACCAUGCGGCAAAGCUCCCGUACCACCACGCGUACGAUGACGAUAGUCCAUCAACUCCAGUUGGUAGCUUCGGUGCUGGCGAAAGCGCUGUUGACACAAUACUAUCGUUGUAUAAAGAGUGCUUCUCCGCAUGUCACACUCGACUCCAACCGAAUUGGAAAGGAGACCCGCACACCAACACCGGACAGAGCACAUCCACCGACCACUUUAUCAAAAGCGUGCGCGAGGCUCUUGCCAAAGAUGGCGUCGAGAGCUAUCUUGGAGGUAAAGCUAGCGAGAAGAGGUUCGAAGAGGAGGACAUGGAGUUUUUCUUUGACAGACUGGUGGCCAGACUGUUGCUCCCAGAUUCCUGAAGGGGACGCUGCAUUGACACAGCAGGCAUAUUUUCAAGGUUCACGAUUUCACGACUGCUACGAUCUUAUUCUUUGUUGCAUCGGCGUUGGUGGACACCUAAUGCCUUUCUUCGCUUCUCUGAAUUUUUUUGCCGGCGGCGCAUGUUGUACGCUAGUGUAUGCAGACUGUUUACGUAGAGACCAAGAAUACCGCAUUGUUCACACCCAAC